GGAAAACGGAAGUAGAAUCUUUGUUGUUUACAUUGUUAAAAAAAAUCUUUUUUUACGCAGCUCACUUGAUGUUUUCAACAUUUCUUUGAAUUGGAUUCUGUAAGACUGAAUGCCAUCUGAAUCUGUAGAACAUCUUUAAGUCUGAGAUGGAAACUAGAAGAUAAUAGAAUAAAGAUCUGGUGUUAGUAGUUGUGUCAAAUUUAAAUCAUUCCAUUAAAAUUUUCACAAUGAGGAGAGGAGGCUAUGAAGAAGCCAAUGAGAUUGAGAGACCACUAUUCGGGGAGCCGCGCAGGGCAGAUCGUGUUUUAAAUCUGGUGGUUGGAACAUUUACCUCUAUCGUGGUGUUGGUGACUCUAGUGAGUGCCUUUGCUUUUCCAAAAUGGCCACCCAAUGGAAUCAACAUAUUUUUUGCCCUUAUAAUUGUUUUCAUUUGUGGUUCCCACUUGUUGUUGAUAUAUUGGUACCGACAAGGAGAACUGGAACCAAGGUUUCGGUCCAUGAUCUACUAUAAUGCUUUCACUAUUAUAUUAUUAUGUAUCUGUGGAAAUUUGUAUAUUCAUAAUGUAGGGUAAAAAAAUUCUGUGUUUUCCACUCAGCAUUAUUAUUAGCCACAAAAUACUUGUAUGUAGGACUAGGUCUAGGGUCAAUCUGACUAAAGUAUAGAACUUGAUGUUUCAUUUCGUGAUAAUAUUUGGUGGACUCCAAAUGAAACAAAUCACCAAGAUCUGCAUUUUAAAGAUGGGUUCCCUUAUUUUCAUUCAUGAAAAUGCUGAUGCUUAUAUGAAUAAAAAGGAGAGGUGUUCUAAUGACUUUUUUUUUGUUUAUCCAGACUGUACAUACAUGGACAUUUAUGAUUAUUUAAAACUCUUAAUUAUAUGCAAUAAGAACAUAACGAUUUGAUUAAGAAUACAUGAUAAUUCAUU
This is a messenger RNA of Lottia gigantea (owl limpet), 923 nucleotides long. RefSeq lists its product as hypothetical. Lineage: Eukaryota; Metazoa; Mollusca; Gastropoda; Lottiidae. The coding region runs from base 228 to 572 and encodes 114 amino acids. The record is from RefSeq and is a predicted model, not a curated record. The transcript is spliced from 2 exons.